CUGCAAUCCCUCUGGCUCUCACCCCGUCUCUCGCUCCCUUCCUCAACAGUCCCACCAAUCUCUGUCCAAUCCAGCCGUUCUGAUUGUGUGUCUGUCCCAACGGGAUCGUCUCUUCAACCCAAUUCAUCUGUUUAUGCAACUGUGCUGUCCCUGCUGGAAUCCCCAAGAUCAGCUCCGUUGAAAGAUGUCCCGGCAUUCGUGUCCGCGGCUGGUUUGGUCCCAGGCGAAACUCGGGCAACUGUGAGUGGUCAGCUGGAAGACGAACUGGAAGCGGAAGCCACACGUCAGGUGGUGAUGGCAGCCAGACUGGAGCAGGCGGCGAAGCAAGCCGCACACCGAGCGGAAACUCUGCAGGAUCUAGCCGACGAAGCAAAAUUGCGCGCGUUCGAGGCUGUGGCCGAAGGAGAAGCAUUGGCUAAUCGGGAACGGGCACUACAAGCCACAGCACGAGAACAGGCACACCCGUUGCAAUCACUCAGCGAGAAACCAUCGGGUUUGGAUGUUUUACUGGACAAAAAGCCACGAAAAUUGCGCAAACGAGAUUCUCUGGUUCACGGCCCAACUAAUUUUCCAGAUCCGGAAGAUGCGAGCUCACUAGAAGCGUUGCGUGUGCUCUAUUUGCAACGACUAUUGUCCGAUCCGGAACGUCGUGAACCCCGAUUGUCGGGUCUGUUGGAUACGUCUGAUCGUCUCGUUUUUGUCCCCUCUCCUAGCAUGUGGACUGAUCAUUCCCCUGAGGCCCGAGAAGACACAGACAUGAAACCAUUGAGAAAAUUAUUGUUCGCGGAAAGUGCAUACGAGCCGGAUAAUGGUUUAGUGAUCCCAGAACGUAUACUUGCUUCUUCCGCUCUGGUCGAUGAUGAAGAUGAGGAUGAUAACGGAUAUUUUGAUGGUUUUUCUAACUAA
This is a messenger RNA of Echinostoma caproni, 906 nucleotides long. The record is from the annotation of a GenBank genome assembly. NCBI's taxonomy places the organism in Eukaryota, Metazoa, Platyhelminthes, Trematoda, Plagiorchiida, Echinostomatidae.